Molecule: messenger RNA, 539 nt
Organism: Babjeviella inositovora NRRL Y-12698
Lineage: Eukaryota; Fungi; Ascomycota; Pichiomycetes; Serinales
Product: NADH dehydrogenase [ubiquinone] 1 beta subcomplex subunit 7
Exons: 2
Coding region: 26-301 (91 amino acids)
Cellular component (GO): mitochondrion
Source: RefSeq, a predicted model, not a curated record
CCACAACUUCACACAUCUAUCCAAAAUGGCCAUGACCGAAUUACCUGAACUUCUUUCCCGUGAGGAAAUGAAGAAGAACAAGAUUCCUUUGCAAUACCGUGACAGAUGCGCCAGGUUGUGGAUCCCAUUGACCAAAUGCAGACAGGAUACCUUCUCUGUCCCGUGGAAGUGCAACCAGGAAAGACACGACUACGAGGAGUGCGAGUACUUGGACUUUAAGAGAAGAGUCAAGGAGUUGGAGCUGAUCAAGGCCGACAUGAAGGCUGCCGAUCUCGCCAAGAGAGCUCUUGACGACGAAUAAGUACCUGGUGCACCAUUGCUGUGCUCAUUGGGGUCGGCUACCGUUGUGCUGCGAGUGUCCUUGUGCACCGCUGAUUAAAGGAGGGCGUUGAACAUGCGUGCCUCCCCUUCCAUCUGCCAUCACACUUCAUGUUCUGGGACUUUGAUCGAUCAUUGUUCAUCUUAUGGUUGCGCCGACCAAAGAUCCACGGGAUAUCGGUCUGCCUACAUUAUUUAUUGUUAGUUCCUUGUUUUUCUAU